Molecule: messenger RNA, 1308 nt
Organism: Pseudocercospora fijiensis CIRAD86
Lineage: Eukaryota; Fungi; Ascomycota; Dothideomycetes; Mycosphaerellales; Mycosphaerellaceae
Exons: 2
Coding region: 1-822 (273 amino acids)
Cellular component (GO): cytoplasm
Molecular function (GO): glutathione transferase activity
Source: RefSeq, a predicted model, not a curated record
AUGUCUACAAACGGUCCGUCGAAAGAACUUGACCCGAACCAGGGUGGCGAUGCGAGCAAGAAGACAUACCACAAGAAGGCGACCGGAGAGGCGCUGCAGACUGCAGUUUCUCAUGCCGCUAGCAAAGACCUCAAACUCUAUGGUUCAUGCUUUUGCCCUUUUGUCCAGCGGGUUUGGAUAUCGCUUGAGCUCAAAGGUCUUGAUUACGAGUAUGUGGAGGUUGACGUCUACCGGAAGCCAAAGCUUCUGCUUGACAUUAACCCCAGAGGACUCGUUCCGGCUUUGAGACAUGGCGCAUGGGGAUGUUAUGAGAGCACAGUGUUGAUGGAGUACCUCGAAGAUUUGCACGAAGGCCGAGCACUUUUGCCUGAGGAUCCCAAAUCGCGAGCCUCCGCUCGCCUUUGGUCUGACCACAUCAACCGACACAUUAUUCCUCUGUUUUACAAGUACCUUCAAGCCCAAGAGCCAGAUGAUCAAGUCAAAUUUGCAGGAGACCUCAAAGGUCAGAUAGCCAAGAUCGUAGAGGUGGCUGACCAGGACGGACCAUUUUUCUUCGGAUCAGAGAUGGGCUUUGUUGAUGUACAGUUUGCGCCUUGGAUUGUCAGACUCGAGAAAGUGCUAAAACCGUACCGAGGCUGGCCAGAUGCCGAGCCUGGUUCGCGGUGGGAUAGAUGGGUGCGUUCUGUAGUUGAAGCAGAGCCGGUCAGGAAGACUACAAGCACGGACGAAUUAUACCUGGAUAGCUACGAGAGAUACGCUGAGAAUCGACCGAACACAUCCCAGGUGAGAGAUGCCAUCAACUCUGGUGGUGGUUUGCCUUGAACGUCGUUUCUCUCCUUGCAUUCUGAAGCGAUGUCAUGAUUUCUGAGACUUAGACCAACGACAGACGAUGAAAACAGAUCCACGGGCGUUUCCCCUUUCGUUCAACCUCUGCUAAGUGCUCGCGCAAGUUAUGCCAGCCUCGCGCGUUGUCAACGAGGUCAUGCUAAGUCGCAGCUUCCACGACAGAGUGCCUCUCGCACGCACAAUAGAGCACAGAGCAACAAGCAUCGCCAGUUGCAACGCACUUCAUCCUUGGAUCUCUCGCACACAUCCGACACAGAAGCAAGCUGGCUGCCAUCGACGAUGAGCGGUGCCGCUUGACUUUAUCAUCAUGGUCUCAUUCAGGUUUCGCAAACUUCAAAACACAAGAGAACCGGAUCUGUGCACAUCUGGAACUCUGGCAGCCAAACGAGACCCUAUAACAACCACGAGGGCCAGGGGAAGCUUCGAAGUCUACCGCCUUGACGAGCUGCUAUAGAGGUGCUU